Molecule: messenger RNA, 1293 nt
Organism: Strongylus vulgaris
Lineage: Eukaryota; Metazoa; Nematoda; Chromadorea; Rhabditida; Strongylidae
Source: the annotation of a GenBank genome assembly
AUGGUUAAUGCGGCAACGAUAGAAUUAUUCUAUUUCCUCAUGAAGAGAUCUGGAAACGUGGAAUCUGAAGAACCCUUGACGGCACUUAACAUAACACUUGGUGCUAUUGAAGGCGAGCUACCAAUGGCAGCUCAUUCACUUCAUGAUGUUGUGAUGAGACAUGGGCCACAGCUCGAGCAACAAUUUAAUCGCCUCAGCGCUCAGCCGACAGCACUGAGCAAUCCAGUCAUGAUUCCGGAUAUCUCUCUUCCCGUACUACCUGUGGUUGAGCCGGGUGCGCCAGCUCCUUGGCAUCAAAAAGCAGAUCCAACGAAAGCGAUGAGACCGCGUGCACCCGUAGCAAAAGUGAAAUUCAACUUUGAAACGUCGAGUAUCGAACUGAGGGCAAGACUGCUACCUAGUUUGCUUGCACGCUAUAGACUAAAUAGAGCAUCGAGCAGUGGAGUAACUGGGGAUGCUGCAAAAUGGACUGCUGGAAUUGACAGCCACCACGCCGAGUUUUGCGUUUCAUCUGCUGGGAAACCAAUGGACACAUUCACCUUAGCUUUGCCCGCUAUAGCAGUAAACGGGGAGUACACAAUUGAUAAAGGAGAUGCAGCUCCAGCAACGAGCAAAACGCUGUUAUACAGGGAAGGGGGCUACUUGAAAAUGAGCGUCACGCUGGGUCAAGUGAACCAUUCUUUUACUACGGAUUUGUUGAAUCAAAUCCUUUUUGCUGAGCAAUCAUUUCGCACCGAAUUGUCUGCACUGGUCAGUCGCCUUAAAGCUGAACGAAUCGGCUGGUCUCCUGCUGCUGCGCAGUCUACCUUGAUGGACAAACAACCUCCUUUGCUCUUUUUUCUGACGGUGAAAGGACAAGGAGUUCCAUGGCUUCAGUUGACAGCAGCCACACCCACUGCUACAGCUGUUCGCUUCACCAUAGAAAGCUUGGAUGCGGAGUUGACCAAUCGUUGGGUAGUGAAGGAGCAGGGCUCAGCUAAGGAACGUCUAUUUGGAGCUGCUGCAGUACAGUUCAAUGCAAAACUCGGACAGCUGGUGAAAGUGGCUCAGUAUGAAGAACUACAACCUGAACUGCAAGAAUACGCCACUUUUAUGACCCAGGUACGCGUUGAAAACAAGGAAAGUUCUUCACAUCAGUCAUACUCCUACCACAUAGCGCUAAACCGCCCAAUUCUGCUAGUUAAAUCAAGUGCUAUUGACAAGGAAGGUCGGAGCAGUCCUAGUCAACUCCAGAAACCAGCGGUGAAGUGCAGGCAUAAGAGGGAAGAUGUAUGCGUACAAGCAGUGGCAUAA